UGGGAGAGGGAGGGAGGGGGAAGGAGGGGAAUUUCCAACCUGUGGAACUUCGGGGGUCCUGAGGUUUUGUCCUUUCUAUUGGCUGUGGACUGUGCAAGGCGCGGGGCCUCUGGCGGCUCGUGGAGUUGUUGGGGCCCUCAGGGCGAGAGAGGGAAAUGUCAGUGUGAUUUGGGUCCGGGACGUCCGAAUUUAGGAUCUUGAGGCCAUCGAGGUUCAGGUACCGAGGAGAGGGACCUCGGGCAGUCAUGAGGGACAGAACCCACGAGCUGAGGCAGGGGGAUAACAGCUCGGACGAGGAGGACAAGGAGCAAGUCGCGCUGGUGGUGCACCCGGGCACUGCCCGUCUGGGGAGCCCGGACGAUGAGUUCUUCCAGAAGGUCCAGACAAUUCGGCAAGCUAUGGUCAAGUUGGAGAGUAAAGUACGGGAGUUAGAGAAGCAGCAGGUCACUAUCCUGGCCACGCCCCUUCCUGAGGAGAGCAUGAAGCAGGACCUGCAGAACCUGCGUGAUGAGAUCAAACAGCUGGGGAGGGAGAUCCGAACACAGCUGAAGGCCAUAGAGCCUCAGAAGGAAGAAGCUGAUGAAAAUUGUAAUUCUGUCAACACAAGAAUGAGAAAAACCCAGCAUGGCGUCCUAUCCCGGCAGUUUGUGGAGGUCAUUGACAAGUGCCACUUGGUGCAGUCUGAGUACCGGGAGAAAAAUAUGGAGCGCAUUCGCAGGCAGUUGAAGAUCACCAAUGCUGGAUCGGUGUCCGAUGAGGAACUGGGACAGUUGCUGGACAGUGAUCAGAGUGAGGUGUUCAUAUCCAACAUACUAAAGGACACAAAGAUGACCCGACAGGCCCUCAAUGAGAUUUCAGCUCGGCACAGCGAGAUCCAGCAGCUAGAGCGGAGUAUCCGUGAGCUUCAUGAGAUCUUCACUUUUCUGGCUACUGAGGUGGAGAUGCAGGGGGAAAUGAUCAACCGGAUUGAGAAGAAUAUUCUGAGCUCAGCAGACUAUGUAGAACGAGGGCAAGAACAUGUCAAGCUAGCCCUGGAGAACCAGAAGAAGGCGAGGAAGAAGAAAGUCAUGAUUGGCAUCUGUAUAUCCAUCACGGUCCUCAUCGUGGUAGUCAUCAUUGGGGUCACCACAGCAAUUGGAUAAUACUACACGUUCUUGGCACUGGGAGCACCAGGGACCCAAGGCCUGGCCUUCUCUUCCAGCAGCUGUGGGGGCAGGCAGAGCCUUCUGCAGACCCCAUCCUCACUCACACUGGGCCCUAUGCAGAGGGGCUGAUUGCUCCUCUGGAGUUGGCAGCUGCUCAUUCAUGGGGGCCUCUCCCAUCAGUGCACUACCAAGGCGAGGGCCUACAGCAUCCUGUUUGGUUGAGACACAUGAUUUUGUAAAAAAAUUAAAAAAAGAAAAGAAAAAACAA
This is a messenger RNA of Cavia porcellus (domestic guinea pig), 1413 nucleotides long. It is a transcript of the gene Stx4, whose product is annotated as syntaxin 4. Bases 246 to 1142 code for a protein of 298 amino acids. The transcript is spliced from 11 exons. Lineage: Eukaryota; Metazoa; Chordata; Mammalia; Rodentia; Caviidae. Gene Ontology annotation, biological process: exocytosis; synaptic vesicle fusion to presynaptic active zone membrane; intracellular protein transport. Gene Ontology annotation, molecular function: SNARE binding; SNAP receptor activity. The record is from RefSeq and is a predicted model, not a curated record. Gene Ontology annotation, cellular component: presynaptic active zone membrane; SNARE complex; synaptic vesicle.